Messenger RNA from Rosa chinensis, 1197 nucleotides. Its product is annotated as histone deacetylase HDT1. NCBI's taxonomy places the organism in Eukaryota, Viridiplantae, Streptophyta, Magnoliopsida, Rosales, Rosaceae. The coding region runs from base 103 to 969 and encodes 288 amino acids. The transcript is spliced from 9 exons. The record is from RefSeq and is a predicted model, not a curated record.
ACCACAGUCGCUUCAGAUCAAUCUCGUCACCAAAAAACGAAACCGCAAACCCAAAAAAAUUCUGCAGCGCCUUUUGGAAAAACCCUAGCGCUCCGCUCAGCCAUGGCGAACAAGAUGAAGUUUUGGGGUGUUGAGGUAAAGAGUGGACAGUCUGUUGUUGUUGAACCUGGUAUUACCCUUGUCCAUCUUUCACAGGCCUGUCUGGAUGAGGUCAAGAAAGGAAAGGGAAGUGAUUCUAUUUCACUCUUUGUGAAAACCGGUGAUCAGAAGCUUGUUAUUGGACAUCUUUAUGCUGAUAAACUACCUCAGAUAUAUUUUGAUAUUGUGUUUAAUAAAAAAUUUGUGCUAUCUCAUAAUGGGAAAAGUGGGAGCGUCCACUUCCAUGGAUAUAUUGCUAAUACGGGGACUUUUGGUACUGCCGAACCAAAGGUGAGUCUUGAGGAAGCUAAGAAAGAAAUUAAAUCUGAUCAGAAGGAUUCUAGUAGUGACGACGAUGAUGAUGAUGAAUCUGAAGAUGAAGAAUUUGAUCAGGUCAAGAGUGUGGAAGAUGGCAGUGAAGAUGAUGAAGAAAGUAGUGAUGAUGAUGAUGAUGAUAGUGAAGAUGAAGAUGAUGACAGCGAGGAAGAGAAUGAAGAGACUCCAAAUAAGUCUGAUUCCUUGACAAUGAAAUUGUUCAAGGUUGAUGGGAGCAACAAACGUGCUGCUGAGAGUAGUAAAACACCUGUUCAAAAGAAGGCAAAGUUUGUUACUCCUGAAAAAACUAGUGGCAAGAAAGGAGCUGUCCACACAGCAACUCCUUACCCUUCAAAACAGGCUCUCAAAAGACCAGCUAAUACUGACCAGACAAAGCUGCAGAGCUCAAAAUCAAGUGGUGGUGGUACAUUCCGUUGUGAUCCCUGCAAUAGGUCGUUUAACUCAGAUGGUGCACUGCAGAGUCAUACAAAGGCAAAGCAUGGAGCUGCAAAGUGAAAUGCAUGGCAGCGUCUAUCAUGAUGGUGUUUUGGGAUUUAAUUGCGAAGGAACAAGUUCGAUCAAGUAAAUAUGAGUGAGGAGAGAUUAGCGUAUUAUGUUGUUAACUAACUCAUUUUGUUCCUAUCAACUUUGGAUUGCAAUCUAUUGAAGUAUCCGUUAUAGACAUUUUAUUGUUUCAUUGAUGCUAUGCUAUCGAUCUAUGAUAUGUUCUGAGUUCCCUGUGCA